Messenger RNA from Dermacentor andersoni, 1126 nucleotides. NCBI's taxonomy places the organism in Eukaryota, Metazoa, Arthropoda, Arachnida, Ixodida, Ixodidae. The record is from RefSeq and is a predicted model, not a curated record.
UGGAAGGGUUACUCACUUCGUCGAUACAAUGACACUUCAGGCGCAGAAGAACGCCGAUAAAGCGUUGGCAAAGGCGAUAUAUGCUUCCAACUCACCGUUUUCCUUGGUUACAAAUGACUAUUGGCAGGCAGCAUUUAAAGCACUCAGACCAUCUUACAAGCCCCCGAGCCGGUACAGCUUGGCUGGUCCACUGCUCGACGCUGAGUACGAGGCGGCUACCGUAUCCGUGAAUAAUUCUAUUGAAAAGGCUUCAUGCAUCACCCUUGUCACUGACGGCUGGACUAACGUCGAAGGAGAGUCAGUUAUGAACUUUGUACUCUGCACACCAUCGCCAUUGUUCUUCAAGUCAAUCAACACCGGCAACAACAGGCAUACUGCCGCCUAUAUGGCAGAAGAAAUCUGUGCUGUUAUGGAAUCGGUUGGUAGCUCAAAGGUAAAGGCUCUGGUAACCGACAAUGCCAGCAAUAUGAAAGCGGCAUGGGCUCUCGUUAUUGAGCGAUUUCCUCAUGUUACCGCGAUUGGUUGCGCCACACACUCUCUUAACCUGCUGAUGAAUGAUCUCCUUACUCUUGGCACAAUCCACGAUGUGCACAAGCAGGCGAAAGAUAUAAUCAAAUACGUGAAGAAAACCCACGUGGUGUUGGCCACAUUCAAGGAAAGGCAGGAAUCGAAGUACGGCAAAAGUGUGAGCUGCAGCCUGAAGCUUCCAAGCAAGACAAGAUGGAGUGGUGUCUGUCUCUCCUUUGAAAGCCUCUUGAAAAACAUGGAGGUCUUGCAGGAAAUAGCUAUAAUGGAAAACUUGAAGUUCGACAAGACUCUCAGGCUGGUCGUUCUGGACGAAGAAGAGUUCUGGGUCGCAUUGAAAUCAUGCCAUACUUUGCUGGAACCCAUCGCAAAGGCUAUCAAAGCUCUAGAAGGUGACGGGGCACUCUUGUCCGACGUCACAAACUUUUUUCACAAUCUAGAGGAGGAGAUUCACUCGAAUUUGCAGCGCUCUGUUCUUUCGCAGAGUGAACAGGAUCUCGCUGAAAAAGCCUUAAAGACACGCAAAGUGUUUACAGUUCAUCCCGUGAACUGUGCAGCAAACCUACUUGACCCAAAAAUACAAGGGGAAAAAUCUGACUGA